AUGAGGACUCUCAAACUUCAGCUCGACUACGUUCUGACGAGGAAUAUCCUUCAGUCGGAUAUCAGAGAAUCCAGAGCUCUUUGGGAUGUUGCUUUCGACUAUUACCACCAUCCAGUUCUUCUCAGCCUUAAGAUACGGUUCCGCAAGAGGAACCGAGGAGUGCCUCUUCAACCGAAAAUCGACUGGCAAGUCUGGAAGACGAAGAAUGCAGAACGAAUUUCCCCCAACGUGUGUCUAUUCAAGUUGCAGUACGGACCAGGAAGAAAUUUCGCGAUGCGGAUUCCUCUACAAAGUGCAUCCAGGAUGCUGCUAAGAAAAUGUCCGGUUCAAAUGCCGCGGAAGAAGUUUGCCUUUGCAUCUGCGGAGACAAGAUCCACGUGCAAUUCUGUCGCCCGCAGCACUGACGAUUUCAACCAGGAAAAGCGUCCUUGA
Molecule: messenger RNA, 432 nt
Organism: Necator americanus (New World hookworm)
Lineage: Eukaryota; Metazoa; Nematoda; Chromadorea; Rhabditida; Ancylostomatidae
Exons: 1
Coding region: 1-432 (143 amino acids)
Source: RefSeq, a predicted model, not a curated record